UAGCAGUUAGGGUUUAUGUCACUGUAGGCUAUUCAAAAAGAGGGAGAAAGGUGCGACAUCAUGAUCUUGUGGUUCUCUUGAUAAUAAAGGGUCUCUCUCUCUCUCUCUUUCUCUUUUUAUCUCUCUCGGCUGUUGCGCUCUUUCCCUCUUUCUGUAAAUGCUGUCGUCUGUUCCAAUUCCAUAGUCGCCUAGUCGGCUACACUUACUUUAAUACGCUGUAAACGUUCGCUGGAUCUAAGAAUGCAAUUUUGAUGGGAAGAACGUUCUAAUGUUCUUCUGGGGAAUACAAGGGCGACUCGACACUGUUUCAAGAUAGACAAAGGUGUCCUCACGCGUAUCACAAUGGAUCUCUCAUUUAUGGCUGCGCAGUCUGUCAUGGCGGGGGCCUUCAUGGACUCGCCCAAUGAUGACGACAGCACGGACCACUCCCUCUUCAACUCCUCGGCCAGCGUCCACGCCGCCUCUAUGGCAGCCCAUGACCAGCCAGAGCGGGAGCCCAUGUCCCGCGACGCCAUCUGGCUUUGGAUUGCCAUCACCGCCACCAUCGGGAACAUUGUGGUCGUGGGAGUGGUGUACGCCUUCACUUUCUGAGUGGUGGAAGCCAUGAUGGAGUGUUGCUAGCAGGAGGAAGCUGCUGGACAAGACAUUUGGACAUAAGCUCAGAACAUUACAGCAGCCAAUGGCCACUCUCAAAGGCUACACUGAUACAGAGGGAGUGAAUGAUUAUUGCAUUGGUAUCUUGUCCAAGCAUUUGAAAGACAAGGGACUGUUUACAAAUACAGAAUUUAAUAUGUGUAAUAUGUUGGUCAUGUUACUGCAGCCAAAGGUCAAAACAUGGAAUAUUGUGUACAUGUGCUGUUGACUAUACAUUAAGAUGUUAACAUUUCUGAUGAAUCUUUAAUAAGUCAACAGGGUCUAGUAAUAGUGAACAGUGAUGUCUGCUCUGAAUACCCUCCGAGGUCAUUGGUCAAACUGAAAUCAUGUGACGUUAAAUAUUCCGAUAAUCAAAACCUGAGUAACGUGCCAUUUGGAGCGUUUCGAGAUCAUUUUAUGGAAAGUAACACUGAUACGUUUUUUAACAUGUCAUUAACAUCAUGACUCCACAGUCGUUACUGUAUUCUACAUCUACAGUGCUAUGAAAAAGUAUUUGCCCCCUUUCUAAUUUUCUCUACUUUUGCA
Coregonus clupeaformis (lake whitefish) is the source of this 1179-nucleotide messenger RNA. RefSeq lists its product as uncharacterized. Bases 343 to 591 code for a protein of 82 amino acids. Lineage: Eukaryota; Metazoa; Chordata; Actinopteri; Salmoniformes; Salmonidae. The transcript is spliced from 2 exons. The record is from RefSeq and is a predicted model, not a curated record.